Messenger RNA from Myxocyprinus asiaticus (Chinese sucker), 3350 nucleotides. RefSeq lists its product as uncharacterized. The transcript has 16 exons. NCBI's taxonomy places the organism in Eukaryota, Metazoa, Chordata, Actinopteri, Cypriniformes, Catostomidae. Gene Ontology annotation, cellular component: cytoplasm. Bases 68 to 1606 code for a protein of 512 amino acids. The record is from RefSeq and is a predicted model, not a curated record. Gene Ontology annotation, molecular function: manganese ion binding; metalloaminopeptidase activity. Gene Ontology annotation, biological process: proteolysis.
UCUGUCAGCUGACGGGCGGCAAGUCUUGUCGGCUUCACUUCUUCAAGACGACGAGCGGACAUUUACAAUGUCUGUCAGUAUCCAGCCUGUCCAGUGGACCACUGACUGCAAGGAUCAAACUUUUGAUGGCAUUAUCUUGGUAGCCCAAUGUUGUGAGCAGCUCCCUGAUGUGCUGGAGUGUUUAAAAGCACCCUUGCAGGACUACAGUGCAGUGGACAGUGGCAUAGGGGAAGAAGUCGUGGUUGUUAAGGUUCCUGGUCUCCCUGGAAACAGAUUGGUGUUUGCCUCCACUGGUCCAGUGAAUCGGGACUAUGAUGAUGUCAGACGAUUCAGCGAUGCUGGUGCUAAUGGCAUUAAGAGGGCUCUGAAAGCUGGCAUGCAGUGCCCUCUGCUGGUUUGCCCCCAACACAACAGCUAUGCAAGAAACACCUUAGCGGCCAUACUGGGAGCCCUGCAAGCUCUCUAUGUGCCUUUAGAGGUGAGGGAACUGAAAUCGACCCUCCAUAAGGUGGCCAUGCUGGGCAUCUGGGUGGAAGAUAAGUCAAAGGGAGCAGACAUUACUGAGCUGGCCACUGCCCUGGAGAGUGGCAGGUUCGUAUAUCGGGAUAUUGGUGGCUCUGACCCAGAGCGUAUGGCUGCCCCCCGUGUAGCCGAUUAUGUUCAAACAGUCUUCAAGGACAGUCCUGUAAAAGUGACAGUCGUGAGCGAUUUGAAUACUCUGGAGAAAGAGUAUCCCUGUUUGGCUGCAGUAAACCGCUGUGCUAACACUGUGCCACGUCAUCAGGCCAGAGUGAUCAAGCUGCUGUACUGUGGGGAAGGACCCAUUCAACAGACUCUUAUGGUGGUCGGCAAGGGAAUUACAUAUGACACUGGUGGAGCUGACAUCAAGGCUGGUGGAAUCAUGGCUGGAAUGCACAGAGAUAAAUGUGGAUCUGCUGCUGUUGCUGGCUUCUUCCAGAUCCUAGCCAAACUAAAGCCCAAACACCUCAAGGUUGUGGGUGCAAUGGCAAUGGUGCGGAACAGUGUUGGUUCUGAUUGUUAUGUAGCAGAUGAAUUGGUGGUGUCGCGUGCCGGUCACAGAAUCAGAGUUGGGAACACUGAUGCUGAAGGAAGAAUGGUCAUGGUUGACUUGCUGUGUGAGAUGAAGGAGCAGGCAUUAAGGGAAGUGUCUCCCCAACUUUUCACAAUCGCCACUCUGACUGGACAUGCCAUCAGAGCCGUGGGACCAAACUACUCGAUCAUAAUGGAUAAUGGUGCUGCUCGCCACUUCGGGAACGCUCUGCAGUGGCAGAAAGCGGGAGAAGUUCUUGGAGAUAUGUUUGAAGUGUCCACUAUUCGUCGAGAGGAUUACGAGUUCCACAAAGGGAAGUCUGAGUACGAGGAGAUCCUGCAGUCAAAUAACCUACCCUCUUCUGCCACACCACGCGGACACCAGACGCCUGCCGCCUUCCUUAUCAUGGCCUCUGGACUAGACAAGCAUGGACUGGACUCUGACAACCCUCUGCCUUAUUCCCAUAUCGAUAUUGCUGGAUCCAGUGGCCCCUUCCCUGGAGUCCCAACAGGUGCUCCUAUCCUUGCCAUGGCGACAAAGUACCUGCAGCUCUAAAUAUCCAUCCAAUAUGUAUUUUCUGUUUUGGUGUUAUACCAGUUCUCUGAUUAAUGACUUUCAUUUCAGUCUUAAAUCUGCUACAUCUAAUACACCAUGUUGAUGUAAGACAGACAAAUAGUGGCAUUUGCUAGUUAUAUCCAUCUUUGUUAAUUGUCCAUUUUCACCGUCCAGCUUUUCAUCACCCUGAUAACUUUUCAUACAUGCAAAAAUAAAUCUUUUCAAAUCCUGGAAAACUUCUACACGCCUCUGUAACACAGACACCCAUCUAAUCCAUUUUUUUGUCCUGUGCAGACCCUCUAAAUCAGCACGAUUACCAAAGUGUUUAUUUCCCUUUUCUUAAUCUGUAGCUUUACAAUUUUCUCACAUGUACUGAUAUUAAAGAGAGACUGAGUAGCAGGAACUUUAUCUAGCAAUAUUGAUGUGAGAAAUAAUACAUAUGUUAAACCCAUUCAUUUUAUACAAGUAUAGUCCAGAAUUUGACAGACAUUUUGGCAAACAAAAUUAACAUGAUGCAUUCUUCUGUUUCCAAAUGUAGCAACUGUUUAGUCCAGUUGCUUUGUAGCCACCAUAGAGGAAACCCUAACCCAGACUUGAUCUCUUUCAGAGUUUCCAACUGAUAAUUUGGGCUUUGUGGUGCUGUUCAUGUGCUCUCAGCUCAUAAAUGCAAUAAUUCUGACAUGACAUUGUUAAACAUUCCCAUGGAGGGAAUGGUCCCAACCCAGUCUUUGGAAAUACACACCACAAAAAUUACCUGGUGCACUCGGAAAAAAAUUAAUAGUUGUAGUAGUCAGAAAAAACAUCUAGAUCACUAAAAACAUUUGCUUGAACACAAAUAAAUGAAACUAUACUCAAUCUGGUGAAAGCAUCUUAUGUAUCUACAACAAACUUAAAGGUGCACUCAGUAAUUUUUUUCCUCCUAAAGAAAUUAAUAGUAAUUUUGAAGCAGAUGACUAAAAUCAUGACCACUCAUGAGGAAUCCAGUCAUAUCAGUAACCUUAUAAAAGUGGUUUUAUUUUACAUGGAGGGGUCUCCUCAUGGCAGCUGCCAUGUUAGAAUCACAUGACCAGCCAGAUAGGCUUCUCAAUCUCAGUAACCACCCUGUUAUUGGACACUUUCAAGAAUUAAUCAUGGCUGACUGUGAAUAGUGAAUUUCUACAUGGCAUUGGUAACUGAAAAAUAUGGUGUAUGAAUGAUGCUGCAUCCACUUCAUUAGGGGUCAGUGUCCAAACAAAUUUGUAUGUUCUUGAAUGCACUCCUAGAUAACUUCUGAGAGGUAAAACAUGUUACAUCACCACAUAUCUGUUCCACUCAAUUCCAAGACAGCAUAAAAAAAUCAAUAAAAAAAAUUACUGAGCAUCUUUAAGACUAUUGCUGAUCUGGACUUUCAGAACAUCAAAAUAGGUAUGUUCUAAUUUACAAGUUUUAAUUAUGCAUUUUUAAUGAAAUCAUUUAAAUGUAAACCAUUAUUGAAUGCAAUCAAGACUGUAAUGCAAUGCCAUUUAAUUACAAUCAGAAAAUAGUUAAUUUAAAAAAAUGGUUGAAUUUAAAAUUCAACAAAUAUGCUACGUAAAUGUGUACAGAAAUGUGAAUUGUAAAAAUACAUCUUAACAAAAAAAAAAAGACCCAACACAAUGCCAGUGCAUAAUCCUUUAUUCAUUCCAAAUUAUUCUGUAUGCAGGUUCUGAAAUCACAGAUUUCUUCAGAUUUCAAAAAAGAAAAUAAAGAAAAAAUAAACCCUCAA